Messenger RNA from Lycium ferocissimum, 602 nucleotides. Its product is annotated as glutaredoxin-C9-like. Lineage: Eukaryota; Viridiplantae; Streptophyta; Magnoliopsida; Solanales; Solanaceae. The transcript has a single exon. The record is from RefSeq and is a predicted model, not a curated record. The coding region runs from base 77 to 511 and encodes 144 amino acids.
AUAUCUAACCUACACAAAUAAAAAAAAAAAUAACACUCCUAAAGAAAAUCCUACAAUUAUCUCUCUUUUAAUUUUCAUGAUGCAACAAGCACUUCCAUACAAGUCAUCAUGUUUAACCUUAACUCCACGAGUUCAUCAUGUAAGUAGGAGUAAUUCUUCAUUAUUAUACGUUAAAGGUUCAAAAGACGAACUGAAAAACGUCGUUAAAGACAACGCGGCUAUAGUUGUGGGACGACGAGGUUGCUGUAUGAGUCAUGUCGUUAAGCGUUUGCUUCAGUGUCUUGGAGCCAAUCCAGCUAUAUAUGAAAUCGAAGAACAAGACGAAAAUGAGGUAGUUGAUGAACUUGAGAAUAUUAUUGGUGGUGAUGGUAGGAAAGAGACUGAGAGGUUGCAGUUGCCAGCGGUGUUUGUUGGAGGAGAGUUGUUUGGUGGAUUGGAUCGGAUUAUGGCUGCUCAUAUUACUGGAGAGUUGUCUCCUGUAUUGAAAAAAGCUGGUGCCUUGUGGCUUUGAGUUUUUUCUCUCUUUUUUUUUUUUUUUGGUGAUGCCUAUUUUGUUUUCGUGGUAGUUUCGACUAAUUGAUGAAGUGAAAUUCUUUUCCUUU